Lecanosticta acicola is the source of this 1176-nucleotide messenger RNA. Lineage: Eukaryota; Fungi; Ascomycota; Dothideomycetes; Mycosphaerellales; Mycosphaerellaceae. The record is from the annotation of a GenBank genome assembly.
AUGAUUCGCCCGUCAAUACGUACCAGCGUAAGAGGCAUCCUGCCCUCAAUUCGGCGACGAUACGCCACUCACCCACCGAAAGCCCGGCUGAACCUCCCCACGGACUAUGGCACCACUCCACUCCUCCACCACACCUCCAAGGCCGCUCUCGCCCAUCCGGAACUGCCUGCUGAAGCUCGAAACGGUACCGCAGAGCGACUCAACCUCUUCCAAGCCAUCAACUCCGCCCUGGCUCAUGCCCUGCGAUCCGACCAACGCGUCCUGCUCUUCGGCGAGGACGUCGCCUUCGGCGGCGUCUUUCGCUGCUCCAUGAAUCUGGCCUCGGAAUUCGGCGAGGCACGCGUCUUCAACACACCCCUCAGCGAGCAAGGCAUCGUCGGCUUCGCCAUCGGAUCCGCGCUCGAAGGCAUGAAACCCAUCGCCGAGAUCCAAUUCGCGGAUUACGUAUUUCCGGCGUUUGAUCAGAUUGUCAACGAGGGCGCGAAGCGGCGGUACAUGUCUGGCACGAAUGCCGACGAGCAGAACUGUGGGGGCAUGGUGAUCCGGAUGCCGUGUGGUGGAGUAGGCCACGGCGCACUGUACCAUUCUCAGAGUCCGGAAUCGCUCUUCACACACGUGCCGGGCUUGCGGGUAGUGGUUCCGCGAUCGCCGUCACAGGCAAAGGGCUUGCUCUUGGAAGCCGUCGCGUCUCCGGAUCCGGUGAUCUUCAUGGAGCCCAAGAUCUUGUAUCGAGCGGCGGUGGAGCACGUCCCCGCGGAGCCCUACACGCUGCCCCUGAGCAAGGCGGAGGUCUUGAAAGAAGGCACGGACGUCACCAUCGUCUCGUACGGCACCCCGCUCUAUACCUGCCAGAACGCCCUCGCGGCCGCGGAGAAGGAUCUCAAAUGUUCCGUGGAACUGAUCGACCUGCGCACCGUCUAUCCCUGGGACCGACCGGCCAUCAUGCAAUCCGUCAACAAGACGGGGCGAUGUCUCGUCGUGCACGAGAGCAUGGUCAACGCGGGCGUGGGAGCCGAAGUCGCCGCUACGAUCCAGGAAGGCUGCUUCCUCCGAUUGGAAGCACCCGUCCAGCGCGUGGCGGGCUGGUCGACCCAUCCGGGGCUUGCGUACGAGAAGUUCCAGAUUCCCGACGUUGCUCGCGUAUACGAUGCUAUCAAGACGGUGCUGGAGUACUGA